Paramecium octaurelia is the source of this 1137-nucleotide messenger RNA. The record is from the annotation of a GenBank genome assembly. Lineage: Eukaryota; Ciliophora; Oligohymenophorea; Peniculida; Parameciidae.
AUGCAAUCCAACUUAGGAAGUACAUUUCAAUGCAAUUUUUGUUUAUCUUAUGUACCAAACAUGUGCAAAGAAGUACAUAAUGUAAAGUGUGGGAUGAAAAAUAUUCAAGAUAAUUCUCAAAGAAAUCAAUUGAAUGAAGAAGAAUAGAUUCCCUAACAAUAAGAUUUCCCAUAAUAAAUUGUAACUUAAUUAAUAUGAUUCUUUUAGAAUUUUAAAGAAAAAGUAAACUAGUUGUAGCAAUUUUAGUAAGCAAUGAAUAACUCACAAUAAUUUAGAAAUGACAUAAAAUCUUAAUAGAAUUAAUAAAAUAUUUCGAAUAUAAUUUCGUAAGGUGCCACCAACACAGUCAUUAAUAUUACAAGAUAAAAUGUAUAAUUGAAUGCUACUUAAGAAUAAUAACCAGCACAAACUCUAUAAUUUUAAUAGAGUAGAAUUUAAUAGUAAGGAACUAGUAGUAGAAAUUUUACAAAUCAAUAAAUUUCAAGGUUUCUUGAAAUUCAAAGGUCAAUAUAGCCAUAAAACUAAUAACUGACUAAUUUAUUUAGAACAAAUUAUGAGUAAUAACAACAGCCUGUUUAGUAGCUGUAAUUCCCUCGAUAAUAAGUUAGCUUUAGAUAAACUCCUAAUAGUAUGUUUACACCAAAUNACUAUUAUAGCUAAUAUUUAUAUUUAUCCCAUCAUUUAUUCAUAGAAUAAUUUAAACAAAAGAAAUACAAUUCAGAUAAACAUUAUAAUAAAAUGAAUCAAAAUAACAGAGUAGAUUAAUUGGAUAGUCUUGAAACUGAUGAAGAACUAGAUUUUUAAGAAUUUGAAAUGCCGUAAUUAGUUAGACGAAAUGGAAUGACUAAUACUCAGUCAGAAUUUACGGGUUAUUUUAUAUUGGAUAAACCAGUCGAUAAUAUAUUCGAAGAAGAAUAUUGCCCAAUUUGUUUGGAGUCAUCAGAACAGUUAUAUCCCUUAAAAUGUGGGCAUACUUACUGUUAAAAUGAUAUAGAAAAUAUGAUUGAUAUCUCUAAAAAGUCUAAUGGCUUAUUCUCAUGCCCGAUUUGCAGAGCGUAUUAAAGUCUAGAUUCAUAUGAUGAAGUUUAUCAAUUGAAAAAGCAAAAUCUUGUGAAUUGCAACAAUUUUCGCUAUUGA